UAUACAUUUAUAUGUUUUAGAUGUAUCACAAAUGAGAAGACGCAAAAAAUGGAGUUGCAUAUUUUAGAACACAGCUUGAAAGUAGCGAGUAUAGCAAAAGAGGGUAUCCAGAUUUGCACUCACGGAUUAAUCAAACUAGCUUUCCUGCCCUCUAAAACAAGGUGUAAGUUCUUCAGUUUGACUGAAACCCCAGAGGACUACACAAUCAUUGUGGAUGAGGAUGGCUUUAAAGAGCUGCCCAAGUCAGAAUAUCUCAGCGUUGCAGAUGCCACCUGGUUGGCUCUCAACGUGGUGUCGGGGGGCGGAAGUGCCACCAGUUCUCAACCAAUCGGAGUGACGAAAAUCGCCAAAUCUGUGAUUGCCCCCUUGGCAGACCAUAACAUCUCCGUAUUCAUGCUGUCCACCUACCAAACCGACUUCAUACUGGUUCGCGAGAGAGACCUGCCCAUGGUCAUGCACACCCUCUCCUCCGAGUUUACCCUACUGAGAGUGGUCAACGGCGAGGCGGUCGCUGCCAACACCACGGGGGUCACCAACGGCUUCAUCAAACCAAAACUCGUUCCCCGGCCCAUCAUUCACCCACUGUUUAGCCCCAGUAACAUGUUCUGUGUGACGAGCCUGGAUCCAGACACCCUCCCCUCUGUGGCCACUCUCCUUAUGGAUGUGAUGUUCUACUCGGGCGGGGUGAAAGAGUCGGGGGCGUCGAGCGAAGAUUCCGGUCACAUCCGGUUCUUUUCGUUCUCUCUCAUCGAAGGCUACAUCUCUUUGGUAAUGGAUGAGCAAACAACUCGAAGGUUUCCCAACAAUGUACUUUUCACCAGCGCAUCAGGGGAGCUUUGGAAAAUGGUCCGCAUUGGAGGGCAGCCCUUAGGAUUCGAUGAAUGUGGCAUUGUGGCACAGAUAUCAGAACCUUUGGCAACUGCCGACAUUCCCGCCUAUUACAUCAGCACCUUCAAGUUCGACCAUGCUCUGGUUCCUGAGGAGAACAUACAGAGCGUGAUUGGCGCCUUGAGGACCAAUGAGGGCACAGGACAGCGAGAAGAAGAAGCCGUGUGACAGGGCAGGACUGGAGUGGCACGUCCUCGAUAACAUAUUGAUUUCACGUCAAACUCUUAAAAGUGCCAAGAGCUUAGCGGCGGA
This is a messenger RNA of Chanos chanos (milkfish), 1140 nucleotides long. It is a transcript of the gene castor2, whose product is annotated as cytosolic arginine sensor for mTORC1 subunit 2. The coding region runs from base 49 to 1056 and encodes 335 amino acids. Gene Ontology annotation, biological process: negative regulation of TORC1 signaling. The record is from RefSeq and is a predicted model, not a curated record. NCBI's taxonomy places the organism in Eukaryota, Metazoa, Chordata, Actinopteri, Gonorynchiformes, Chanidae. The transcript has 9 exons.